CCCACCAUGAAGCUCCUGCUGCUGACUUUGGCUGCGCUACUACUCUUGUCCCAGCUCACUCCAGGUGAUGCUCAGAAAUGCUGGAAUCUCCACGGCAAGUGCCGUCACCGAUGCUCCCGGAAGGAAAGCGUCUAUGUCUACUGCACAAACGGGAAGAUGUGCUGCGUGAAGCCCAAAUACCAGCCGAAGCCGAAGCCGUGGAUGUUCUAACUGCCCGGAAGCCGGAAGCCCAGACGAUGCAGAUGGCCAAGCUGUCCUAGGCUGACCCCAUGGACUCUUGAGCUCAGUCAAUAAAUGUGCCUGCCCAACCUCAA
Rattus norvegicus (Norway rat) is the source of this 314-nucleotide messenger RNA. RefSeq names its product defensin beta 36 (gene Defb36). NCBI's taxonomy places the organism in Eukaryota, Metazoa, Chordata, Mammalia, Rodentia, Muridae. The record is from RefSeq and is marked provisional. Gene Ontology annotation, biological process: defense response to bacterium; innate immune response. Bases 7 to 210 code for a protein of 67 amino acids. The transcript has 2 exons. Gene Ontology annotation, cellular component: extracellular region.